AUGGUCUCUACCAAGUCAUUCCCCCCUGGCAUCCAUGUGCCCAGCUUGACAUGGUUUGGCAACGACUCCAACCAGGAGAUUGACUGGGACGUUCAAACCAAGCACCUCGACUUCUUGGUCAGAUCUGGCCUGCACGGAAUUGUGCUCGCUGGAACCAACGGUGAGGCCGUUACCCUGACAAACGAUGAGAAGGCCAAGCUUGUCAAGACGACACGUGAAGUCGCAGUCGCCGCUGGCCGUCCUGACAUCGCCAUCACCAUGGGCUGCGGUGGUCAGUCCACUCGCGAUGUAAUCGCUGAGACUAAGCUCGCCAAGGAGGCCGGUGCCGACUACGCUCUCGUCCUCGUUCCCAGCUACUUCCACUUUGCUAUGAACGAGGAGGCUAUUGUCGGCUUCUUCGAGGAGCUCGCCAACGCCAGUCCCAUCCCAGUCAUCAUUUACAACUUCCCUGGUGUCGUCGCCGGACUAGACGUCAACUCGGACAUGCUCUCUCGCCUCGGCAAGCACCCCAACAUUAUCGGCGUCAAGCUUACCUGCGGUGGCAUUGCCAAGGUCGCCCGUGUCCGCGCCGAAUUCGAGCCCUCCGAGUUCUUCGCCCUUGCUGGCCAGAGCGAUUGGCUUGUGCCUGCCAUGUCUGUUGGAAGCACCGGCACCAUCACUGGUGUUGCCAACUUGUACCCCAAGUACUGCAUCGAAAUCUUUGAUCUCUACAACAGCGGCAAGUUGCAGGAAGCUUCCGCAGCUCAGCUGAAGCUUGCGCAGAUGGAGUGGGCUUUCGGCAAGGGUGGCAUCAACGGUACCAAGUGGGUAGUGGCCAAGUCGCACGGCUACCCCUUGACCAGCUGCCACUGCAGACGACCUUACCCUCAGUACACCGACGAGAAGAAGCAGGCGUGGAUUUCAGGUCUGGUUGCGCCAUUGGCCGAGGAAGAGGCCAAGCUGAACAGCCGUGCUUGA
Colletotrichum truncatum is the source of this 957-nucleotide messenger RNA. RefSeq names its product 4-hydroxy-2-oxoglutarate aldolase, mitochondrial 5. The record is from RefSeq and is a predicted model, not a curated record. NCBI's taxonomy places the organism in Eukaryota, Fungi, Ascomycota, Sordariomycetes, Glomerellales, Glomerellaceae. Gene Ontology annotation, molecular function: 4-hydroxy-tetrahydrodipicolinate synthase activity.